Messenger RNA from Periophthalmus magnuspinnatus, 997 nucleotides. It is a transcript of the gene dusp28, whose product is annotated as dual specificity phosphatase 28. Gene Ontology annotation, cellular component: cytoplasm. Gene Ontology annotation, biological process: protein dephosphorylation. The record is from RefSeq and is a predicted model, not a curated record. Lineage: Eukaryota; Metazoa; Chordata; Actinopteri; Gobiiformes; Gobiidae. Bases 157 to 603 code for a protein of 148 amino acids. The transcript is spliced from 3 exons. Gene Ontology annotation, molecular function: MAP kinase tyrosine/serine/threonine phosphatase activity.
GCGCAGAGAUCCACGGAGACGCCGCAGUAAAAAUAGCGCUGCCGACCGGUGCCAAACGCGCCAUGCGCCCGCGCUGUGGUCUCAGCGGGUUACCCUUCCACCGCUGUGUCCAAACCGAGCCCAAACCUGAGCCGGACUAGAAACCGUGUUUCCAGAAUGCUGGAGCUGUGUAAAGUCACCCCUUCACUGUUCAUCUCAAACGCCCGCUCUGCCUGUAGUACUGAGCUUCUCCAGCAAGAGGCGGUCACACAGUGCAUCAAUGUCACCAGGCAGCAGCCAUUUCCCUCGACAACGGUCGCUAAGAUGCAGGUGUCGGUCUUUGAUGAUCCACAUGAGGAUCUGUACACGCACUUUGGCAGCUGUGCAGAUGCUAUCGAGGCGGAGGCGCAGCGUGGAGGUAAAACGCUGGUCUACUGCAAGAAUGGGCGGAGCCGAUCUGCUACCAUCUGCGCCGCUUACCUGCUCAAGUACCAGCAGCUCACACUAGAGGGAGCUCUGCAGAAAGUGAAAGAAGCACGUCAUGUGAUCGAACCCAACCCAGGCUUCAUGUUGCAGCUGCAAAAGUAUGAGGAGGAGCUGAGACAGAGGCGAGGGCAGACCUGACAGCUCCUCAUGGCUCCUCAUGGCUCCUCACGGCUCCUCACGGUGGCUCCAGUCUGCACCCAAUGCUGCAAUACUGGAUAUGGAAAUGGACUGGCCAACCAGGGACUAAGCCAGAGGAUAAACUCAGAUAAUAAGACUGUAGUAGUCCGAGCAGUGAAAACAUGGAACCUAGGGCUUCGAGGUAUUCAAAAUGAUAACAGAUGCCAUUCCUGGUUGUACCUCCAGGGGGUACCACAGUCAAGUCCUGGGCUCCUGUACAAUAUAUGACCGGUUUGUGUUCAUUUGUUGUUUUGUGUAGCUACCUCUAACACAGGGCUCUGUUUUAAAUAAGAAUCAAUUGACCUACCUGGUUAACUUAAAUGGAAAAAAUUAAAAUAAAUACAAGUUUUACGAU